CAAGAUACUAGUUUUGCUUUGCCAGCAAAACCAGAUGACUGUGACUGUCUAAUUUUGCAAUAACAGAAUGCGACCGAGUGAGGGAGCCCUCGCGCACGGCACUAGCCUCUUAUUUUUAAAUUUUAACGGUCACUGUUCUGGGUGGGAGGAGUGUGACAAUGGCGCUGAGGCAGCUCUCAACUGAGGAGCUGAUAAAAAAGUUGGUGGACGCAGGAGUCGAAAUAACAGCAGAGGAGGCUCAGAGGUUCAGAGAAAAUGAUGUGGAUGGAGAGACAGUUGACUGUGGACUUACAGAAGCCAUGAUUGCUUAUCUCUUUGAUAAGUCUUUCAAAAAACAAUUAAAAUUUAGAGAUUUUGUGUCUCAACACAAGGAAGUAAUUCUUUCUUUGGAUGAUAUCACACCAGAUGUAGAAAACCUGACUCAAAUUGAAAGAAAGGAGCCAGUUUGCCAAAGACUGCCUGCUGUGAUGUCCAUUCCGUGUUUUCCAAAAGAUGUCCAAAGCCGCCUGGAUGCCAAAGAGAGUUGUCAGAAGGUCCCAAGAGAUCGUAACAAAAUUAUUAGGACACUCUAUGAAAUGAUGGCACAGUACACAAUGUAUCCUACCAAUGCAGAGUAUGUUCAGGUUGCCAAAGCUUUGAUUGUGAAGUACCCUUUCUUGAAGGAUGUUGAGGGGAAUGGUUAUCAUACCUGGCAUAUGUCACUUAAGAGGAAGUUCAAGGCAGAACGGGCGCCACUUCUCAACAACACCGAGGUCAAAAAGUUUAAAGAGAAGUUUCACCAAGCAAGGAAGUCAACAGAUGGACCUGAAACUUUGCAUGUCAAGCGUACUAAGACAUUUGUGUUGUAUGAUGAGGUUGAUGACAUCCAUCCUUUGACGGUGAACAUUUGUCGUCGCUUCAACGAGGGAUUUACAGCUUUACUCCCUAAUUUGCUGAAACUUGUCAAGGGGACGUUGCCACUAAAAAAACUGUAUGUGGAGGUGAGAGAGGAAGCUCUGGCUGAGGACCUUCCAGGCAUUGACUUCAGGGGUGGACUUGUUUUUUUGCCAUCCAUCUUCAGGGAGAACAUUGACCACCUCAUUUCACUUGGAGAGGGUGAACCUGCCACACCGUAUCCUACAAUUCAGCUGAAAGACAAGGAUUGGAAAACUGCCAUUUCUAGACGAAGUCAGAGUGUGGUGAAGGUUGAUGGAGUUGAGGUGUGCACUUGUGCUGCGGUAGAUGAGGCCUUCAUCACAACCUUUUGUAUGUAUUUCACCUUCAACAUUGCAUACCCUCCACGGCUGAGAAAUACCAUGACAUUUCUCCAGAGGUGCAUUCUACACAUCAAGGAGGAAGGAGACAAGCCAUUGCCAGUAACUGUGACACGAGUGAUGAAUCUUCUGUAGAUCUAUGGCUCCACUGCACCAAUGCCCAAAAUGCCCACGUAGAACUUUCACCCUUGUAAAGCUUAUACAACACAUUGGACUUGUACAUGCACACAAAGCUCACUUUAGCAUUACUUGUGGUAUAAAUGAUUGCUGUUCUACUUUUUCCAAGUACCAUUCUUACAGAAGACACGUGUACAGAAAACAAACACAGUGUUUUUCCUUCCCCUGGGAGCAACGAAGAAGUUAAUGAAGAAUCAGUAGUGGAACAAGACAACACUUUUGAUGCAGAUUUAACCCAGCAGUCUACCCCACCAAGUAUUGAUAAACUGCUUGAAAAUUUAAGGGAGAACCUUUUUGGCUUUAUUCUAAAAUGCAGGGAAAAAAAACACCUUCCUCUGUCAGUUCAACAAGAUAUUGUUCAUGAUUUAAACUUUUUAUUUUGUUUUUUUAAAGAGAACUAUGACUUAUUCAUCUCUUAUC
This is a messenger RNA of Astyanax mexicanus (Mexican tetra), 1850 nucleotides long. RefSeq lists its product as uncharacterized. NCBI's taxonomy places the organism in Eukaryota, Metazoa, Chordata, Actinopteri, Characiformes, Acestrorhamphidae. The coding region runs from base 159 to 1388 and encodes 409 amino acids. The transcript is spliced from 8 exons. The record is from RefSeq and is a predicted model, not a curated record.